UUUAAAGUUAUAGUUUUUAAGCAAUGUUUUUAGUUUAUUUAAAAAUUAACCAUGGCAGAUAAUGAUGUUGUGGCUGUUUGGACAGUUUCUCUGCCACACGGAAGGCAUCAAGUGAAAUUUGAACAUGGGACUACAACUGGUAAACGUGUUGUCUAUGUUGAUGGAAAAGAAAUAUUGCGAAAAAAUUGGAUGUUCAAGCUGGUUGGUCGGCUAGAAUUUCAAAUUGGGCCAUCAAAAGCAGUGAUCACAAUUGAUGCUGCUAGUGGAUUUGCAUAUGAGUACACUUUGUUGAUUAAUGGAAAACCUCUGGAAAAAUUCACUGAAAAUCGAAAAAAGACUGCAAAGGUUUGGACUUUCAAUUUGGAUGGUGUUGAUACAAGAGUUGUGCUAGAAAAAGACACAAUGGAUGUCUGGGUGAAUGGACAUGUUUUGGAAACUGCGGGUGAAUUUGUGGAUGAUGGCACCGAAACCCAUUUCGAAAUUGGAAGUCAUCCAUGUUAUAUAAAAGCAGUCAGUUCUGGAAAGCAAAAGCAAGGUAUUAUACACUCUCUUAUUGUAAAUGGUAAUUUGAUGCCAGAAGCUCCAGAAUGAACAUAAAUUUUUUAUACACAUGUCUAUGUUAAUAUAUUCUCUAGGUAGCCAUUUUUUAAAUUUUGUUUGUAACAUUGUUGUAAAUAUAAGUCAUGGAUGUAUAGGUAUUUUUUCAUUUUACAAGAGGCUUGUGUAUUUAUAUUUGUGUUAGCAUUUAGAUUACCGAUACAUUAUUAAGUCUGUAAAAGGUUACGAUCAGGUUAAAAUAACUACUAGUCAUCCUUUUUAGUUAACAAAAACAUUUCAUGGAAUGUUAUCACCCUAACAAACCUAUCUAGUAAACUUGCAUCUUAUAUUUGCUGCAUAAAUAUAAUAUGUCUGACAUUAGAUGUUUUUUUUAUUGUAACCCCCAGGUCACUUUCCAGUUUAACUUAAUUUGUAUCUGUCUUAAGUGGAAGACAUGUCAAGGGUAUAGCAAAGUUUACAUGACUUCAGUCUUGUUUGAUACACCCAUACUAUGUGCUUUCAGGUAUGUGGCAUUUGUUAAACUGUCAUAAUGUUUAACAUUUUUCUUAUACUAUCAAAGGUACAACAAAAUUACUUCCCUUCUUUGAAAUACAAGUCAUGUUUAACAGUUUUAGAAAUCAGAGGCUAGUCUGUGAGUUUGACUCUUGCCAAGUCUUGUUAAUUGGUCAUAAUGGUAAUUUGUUAAGACUGUAGUGAAUUGAAUAAAAACAAAAGAGUAUGUAAUAUUGCUGCUAUCAAAGUAAAUUUUUAUCAUGUUUUUUUCUUUUAAUUUUGAUGGGUUAAGUAAUAAAUAAAAAAAUAAAAAUUGAUACCUUACUCUUUAUGAAAGUCUUUUUAUACUCUCUACUCUCCUAAAUGUACCACAAUUCCAUGAUGUCCAGGACAUGACUAAAAUUAAGGCUAAUUACUGACUCGGCAUUCCUCGCUAUCACCAAUGCAUCAUUGAUCCUGUUACUAGAAAAGGUAGUAACUCCAUGUUUGGAUCUUUUUAUGAGCAAAAUUAUCUUAAAAUUACAAUAUGCAAGGUAUAAGUGGUAAUACUGCAAGUCUUGUUGCUGUUAUUGUACCGAAAUGUAUUAGUUGUCAAAUACACCAAAGAAAGGUAACGACUUGGAAAGUAACCUCAGUUUGAUACCGUUUUUCCUAUGCCUUAUAUUUAUUAAUAAAGAGGAGCCAAAUAUUUUUCACGAUAACCACCACCUAUGACAAUCUUUAGAGUACAGCCUUCCCUAAUAAUUUCACAAAAACAGUGUUAAUUAUUUACCACGGUUUUUGUUAAUAUAAAUAUAUUAUCUGUGUAAGCUAUUUGAAAUUUAUGAUUAUGUAUAUGUUUAACAUUUAAUUUAUUAUUGGUUUAUUUUGUAUAUAAAUUUGUUUGUAACAUUGAAUUCUCAUGCAUUUGGACCAUGUAAAAGGGUAGGAUAAUCAAAUUUGAAUGAUUUUGUUUGCUUUUUUAUUAACAUUGACUGUCUAUCUUUUAACAUAGAAUUUUUUCAGUGUAUAUUGCCUAAUUUAGAAGAACAUUUCAAGCA
Messenger RNA from Hydractinia symbiolongicarpus, 2090 nucleotides. Its product is annotated as fas apoptotic inhibitory molecule 1-like. The transcript has 3 exons. Gene Ontology annotation, biological process: canonical NF-kappaB signal transduction; positive regulation of neurogenesis; negative regulation of extrinsic apoptotic signaling pathway via death domain receptors. The record is from RefSeq and is a predicted model, not a curated record. The coding region runs from base 52 to 591 and encodes 179 amino acids. Lineage: Eukaryota; Metazoa; Cnidaria; Hydrozoa; Anthoathecata; Hydractiniidae.